Trichomonas vaginalis G3 is the source of this 620-nucleotide messenger RNA. Its product is annotated as protein of unknown function, DUF4106 family. The annotation marks the transcript as partial. Lineage: Eukaryota; Parabasalia; Trichomonadida; Trichomonadidae. The transcript has a single exon. The record is from RefSeq and is a predicted model, not a curated record.
AUGCAAAAGGCAAUGAAAAGCGCAGAAUAUAUAAAAGCUAAUAAUGACUGGUUAGAUGCCCAAGCCAACGCUAAAGCAGCCCAACUUAUAGGGUCAAUAAGGACAAAAAUACAAGCGGAUGAAGACAGUUCAAAUGAAGCUUUAAUGAAUGCUGACUUUAAGAACGCCUUCGAAGCUCUUCAUAGUAAGGUGAAACUAGUGAACGACUUCUCAUCUGGAAAGAAACUGAAGUCUGAAGGUUUCGACAACGAGUUAAGAGAAGUAGCACAAAAUAUGACGAAAAUAACAGAUGCAGCAACGAGACAGGCAGUUCAAAGUGCCUAUGACGCCGUUAGAGCAACUGUUGUGGAAAGUCAAGAAAAAGAGUUACAACAGACCAAAACAGACCUAGUAAAUGCUUUCUUAAGAACGAAAAGUCAGGUAGGACAUUAUGCUGCAGAUGGAACAUAUGUGCCAGCUGGUGGAACUUAUAUACCACCAAACCCUCCAAGAGAAGCACCUGCACCAGGACUACCUAAAACAUUUACAUCGUCACAUGGACACAGACACAGGCAUGCACCAAAACCAACACAACAACCAACACAACAACCAACAGUUCAAAACACUGCACCACAACCAAC